UUCUCUCAUUCAAUUGUUGGAAUUGUUCUUAAGCAAGAUCUAUUUUCUCUCUCUCAUUUGUCACUACAAAUGAAAAAGGGUCACUAAAGAUUAGAGGGUCCAAUUCUUUUCUUAUCUUUUUGUUUCUGUUACAGAGGAGAGCCACAUUGUAAUUCUUGAUAUACAGAAAAAGCUUCAGUCUUUGAACAAAAACAGAAGCUUUCUGAGAUCUCUGAAGCUCCAAUUUUGCAGGAAGAUGGGGAAGAAAGGAAGCUGGUUUUCUUCAGUAAAGAAGGCUCUGAGCCCGGAUCCUAAGGAAAAGGCAGAGAAGAAAGCAAGUAAAUCGAAGAAGAAAUGGUUCGGGAAAGAAAAGCAUCCAGUACCAGAUUCUUCAACUUUGGUUGUUACUACUGUUUCUCCUCCUCAUCCUGUUCCUCCGGUGGAAGAGGUCAAACUGAUUGAAGUGGAACAAGAGCAGACUAAACAUGCUUAUUCUGUUGCAGUUGCCACGGCAGCAGCUGCUGAAGCUGCUGUUGCAGCUGCCCAGGCUGCUGCGGAGGUUGUUCGGUUAACUACAGUCAAUCAAUUUGUAGGAAAAUCCAAGGAGGAAAUAGCCGCAAUCAGGAUUCAGACUGCAUUUCGAGGAUAUCUGGCCAGAAGGGCAUUGAGGGCUUUAAGAGGACUUGUUAGACUCAAAACAUUAGUUGAUGGACCUACUGUCAAACGGCAAACUGCAAAUACUUUGAAAUGUAUGCAGACUCUAUCACGUGCCCAGUCUCAGAUUAGUUCUAGACGGAGCAGGUUGUUGGAGGAGAACCGAACUCUCCAGAGACAGCUUAUGCAGAAACAUGCGAAAGAACUUGAGAGUUUGAGGAAAGGGGAGGAAUGGGAUGAUAGUCUACAAUCGAAGGAGCAAAUUGAAGCAAGUUUACUCAGCAAAUAUGAAGCUGCAACAAGACGAGAAAGGGCACUAGCCUACUCAUAUUCCCACCAGCAAACCUGGAAGAAGUCAUCAAAAUCUACCCGUUUGUUGUUUAUGGAUCCAACCAAUCCUCAAUGGGGUUGGAGUUGGUUAGAGCGGUGGAUGGGUGCUAGGCCAACGGAAACCCAAAGCAUGUCGGAGAAAGAACUUAAAAGUGAUCAAAUGUCUGUUAGAAGUGCCAGUAUGAGCAUUGCUGGAGGAGAAAUUACAAAGGCAUUUGCCCGGCAUCAGCUGAAUUCUGAACUCCCGUCUUCUCCAUCCAGCCAAAAGCCAAACCGUCGUUCAAGCCGCCAGUUCCCUUUUACCCCUUCCAAGCCAGGCGCUUCUCCAACAGCUAGAAAACUAAAACCAGAAAGUGCGAGAGUCAGUGCAAUAAACCAAGAUGAUGACACCCGAAGCGUGUUUAGUGUUCAAUCAGAACGGAACAGGAGGCACAGCAUUGCAGGGUCAUCAGUAAGAGAUGAUGAGGAGAGCUUGGCAAGCUCCUCUUCGGUGCCAAGUUAUAUGGCGUCCACUCAGUCAGCAAAAGCAAGAACGCGGUUGCAAAGCCCAUUGGGUAUGGAAAACGGUACAACACCAGAAAAGGGAUCAGCAGGUUCUGUGAAGAAGCGACUCUCUUACUCAGCUUCACCAGCCAUUACAAGGCGGCAUUCAGGCCCACCAAAGAUCGAAAGUAUCUCCACAAACACAAAUACUUCUAUUGCUGACGUUUAUGCGAAUGGAGUUGUCAACUGACUCAUCUUGUCACAAGUAAUAAAGCUGUCCCUCGGCCUGCAAUACCAGUUAAAUGCAGAGAAGAUAUAAGGAUUUGAAACAAUUUGUUGAUCGAUUCGUGCAACUUCAACUUCUCCAUACAAUCAAUAUGAAGUCAUUAGUUUAUGUGCAUGCCUGCAUGGUACUUGCCUUUUAAUUUAUCAAAAAAAAAUAAAAAUUGAUACUUGCUUUUUAAUAUUUUUUUUCCUCCCACGAAUGUUGGUGAUUUCAGAUUGUGAUAGUUGUGAAUUUAUUUUAGAGAAAACGUUUUCUUCAUUGUGAUUAUAUGAUUCCAUCUUUAUUAUGUACACAAGAUAGUGAAAAGAGAAACUAUUUCUUUAUUUAGUCAA
Nicotiana tabacum (common tobacco) is the source of this 2064-nucleotide messenger RNA. Its product is annotated as protein IQ-DOMAIN 3-like. Gene Ontology annotation, molecular function: protein binding. Lineage: Eukaryota; Viridiplantae; Streptophyta; Magnoliopsida; Solanales; Solanaceae. The record is from RefSeq and is a predicted model, not a curated record.